AUGAUGUCGACACUUAAAGAUAGUAAACACUUUGCCUUCAACGGAACCAAAUCGUCAAUAGCCUCGAGCUCAUCUUCAACUACUGAUUUCGAUGAUUUAUUGCCUGACUUGUGGCAAACCAGUUCCAAUGAGUCCGAUAUAAAGCAUAGUUCACAGAGUUUAUUUAAUAGUCCUCAUCACUACUUAUUCCAGCAGCAACCUCAACAGAAUUGGUUUAACGUGUCUGUUUCGCCAGCAAACUCCGUGUCAUCUCCCUUGAGAUCAACAUCAAGUUUAUGGGAAGAUCCGCCAGCUGAACAGCAACAACAACAACCACAGCCAAUCUUCUAUUUACCACAAGACGAUGACUUGUUUAACUUUGAGCAAGUCCACCAUCCCCAACACCACACCAAGACUCAAAUCAAUACACAAUUAUACAAGACCGAGUUGUGUGCUUCGUUUAUGAAGACGGGAGUUUGUCCUUAUGCAAACAAAUGCCAAUUUGCACAUGGCGAGAAUGAAUUGAAACACGUUGAAAGACCUCCCAAAUGGAGAUCGAAACCUUGUGCAAACUGGACAAAGUACGGCAGUUGUCGUUAUGGUAAUAGAUGCUGUUUCAAACACGGCGAUUAA
Molecule: messenger RNA, 612 nt
Organism: Candida albicans SC5314
Lineage: Eukaryota; Fungi; Ascomycota; Pichiomycetes; Serinales; Debaryomycetaceae
Gene: ZSF1
Product: Zsf1p
Exons: 1
Coding region: 1-612 (203 amino acids)
Molecular function (GO): metal ion binding; mRNA binding
Source: RefSeq, a predicted model, not a curated record